CUUCUAAGCUGCAAUGUUGUUAUAUAUAUUUGCUUAUAAUUAAUCAUUUAUUUUUACUCUAUUUGUUUCAAAUACUAAAUUAUUUCGCAGGAGUUGUGCAGCAGUGGCUGUCAGUUGCAGACAAAAUCGGUUAUAAUAUUGUAACACGCUUAAAAAAUAAAAAAUUCCACAAGAAAACAGCUCAAAAAUGAAAAAUACCGUUUGGUUGCUUUAUGUGAGCAGCAUAGUCAUCAUGCGAAUCCAAGCUGAUGUGACAGUUGAGGAACAUUCUGCAAUGUGUUCUUUGUGUGAAGACCCCGCAAUAACAAGUUGUGAAAGCAUGGAUACAACAAAGUUGGACAGACAAAACGAUUGCAAGCAGCAAGGAUGUGUUAUAGCUAUGGACACUGAAACAAAUUACGUAUGUAUUUUGGAGAGUAAAAGCACACAGAGUUCCCAACUAGAACCCGACGUUAUAAGCGAGCAAUCGCAAGCAACCGUACUACCAGUGCCACUAGCUUUACAAAUGGUGACAACUGAGGCAACUGAGGGUGCGACAGAUGUAUCGAAAGAGAUUGACAAUCCCGUAGAUAUUGGUGAGAAUGGUAAUGCAGAAGUUGAGGAGCAGCAUGCAGCUGCUGAGCAAAUCGAAGCUCAACAGGAAAAUAGUGAUACCAAAGACAAAUCCUUGGAAAAGGUGAAAGAACCGCAACCAAUCGAAAUUGAGCACAAUGAAGAUCAAGGGGUUGAAGCUGGUGUGGGGGAAAUAUCGAAUGUAGAAGGAAAUGCAGAAGCAACGCAAGUCACUAGCGCUGAAGAUGUGGCUGAGGUGCAACCAGUGCAACAAGAAACAGUAGUAGAGCCGGAUAAUGGGCCAAAAUCGCCAGAUUAUCCUGCUGAUGCACCAGCCAUAAACGAGGGUGAAGCAAAUGUAGAAGUUCAGAAUCCCACUGCGACUGCUGAAAAACCGGAAGACACAGAGCAAACUGUACCGCCGAAUACUAACGAUAUCAAUGCAGCCAAUGAGGAGAAUGAUGCGAACGAAAAUACGUUGGAUACGAAUAAAGACGAAGUAUCGGUAAACAAUUAUGACGAACAAACUGCCUUGAAUGGUGGUGUAACUGCUGUGGUGGAACACAGUGACGAUACGGCGCCGACUGCAAAUGUGGGUGAGGCCGAAAAACCAGCAGUAGACAACGCUGAAUCACAGGACGUGGAAUCUAGUAAUGCAGUAAAUACUCCACCAAAUGUUAUAGUGGACAACAUUUCGCCGCCAGUGAACGCAGAUCAACUCCUGAGCUGCUACUCUUGCAGCAGCACCACGGAUACAAAGUGUGCGACGGGUCCUGGUAGAGCGAUGAACUGCCAACCAAUCGAACACAAACAGAAUGGCUGCUACACACUGUACAAAGCUGACACAAAUGUCACCACACGCGGCUGCAUUUCCGAACUCACUAACGAAGGCCUCAAGUACUGCAAGUCAAACUCAAAACAAUGCAUUCUGUGCUAUGAGAAGGCUUGCAACAAUCUUUUGGCGCCAUCGGCUGCUAUCCAAAGCAUUUCACAGUUGAGCCUUUGGUUGGGAUUAACCAGUUUUAUGUUGGCUUCAUUUAUGCUUUAAACUAAAUAAUGAAUAAAAAAAUGUAUUUGCAAGAUUUUAGUAAAUUUAAGCUCUAUGUAUAUAAAUUGUAAUUACUUUUUACGUAAACUCUGCAGAACAAAUAUGAAAUAAAUAAAAUGAUUUUUUUUUCUUUACACAAAAAA
Bactrocera oleae (olive fruit fly) is the source of this 1743-nucleotide messenger RNA. Lineage: Eukaryota; Metazoa; Arthropoda; Insecta; Diptera; Tephritidae. The record is from RefSeq and is a predicted model, not a curated record.